AUGAGGUCAUUAUUUGGGUGUUGGGGUCUUUAUCAAGGGGGUGUCUUCAUAGCAGGGAUAGCUAAGAAGGUUGAGUCCCGGGAGGUGGCGAUAGGGGUUGAAGUCAUUGUUAUGAAGGAGGCCAUGUGUUUUUGUAGGGAUCAAGGAAUGUUGCAGAUCAGUUUGGAAGGAGACUCCAUUCAAUUUCCAUGUUCAAUCAAGGAAAGGGAAGCUCAAGUAAGAAUGGGUUUGGUGAACAAAAAUUUGGGAAAUGUGAUGUCUGAGCUGCAAGAGUUUUGUUAUUACAAGAUAACUAUGGUUCAGACAAAUGAAAAUAGAGUGGCUUUUAGUCUAGCCAAGCAAGUGAUAUUUAUUGAAAGUGUUUUCGUUUGGAAGGAGAGAGCUCCGAAUUGUUUAAUGCCUUUUUUUCUCUAUGAUAUUCCGUAA
Ilex paraguariensis (yerba mate) is the source of this 426-nucleotide messenger RNA. The record is from the annotation of a GenBank genome assembly. Lineage: Eukaryota; Viridiplantae; Streptophyta; Magnoliopsida; Aquifoliales; Aquifoliaceae.